Messenger RNA from Hemicordylus capensis (graceful crag lizard), 5430 nucleotides. Its product is annotated as olfactory receptor 51G2-like. The record is from RefSeq and is a predicted model, not a curated record. Bases 255 to 1211 code for a protein of 318 amino acids. Gene Ontology annotation, cellular component: membrane. NCBI's taxonomy places the organism in Eukaryota, Metazoa, Chordata, Lepidosauria, Squamata, Cordylidae. Gene Ontology annotation, biological process: G protein-coupled receptor signaling pathway. Gene Ontology annotation, molecular function: G protein-coupled receptor activity; olfactory receptor activity. The transcript has 3 exons.
CACAGUGACUGUGAAUCGUCAGGAGCAGCAGAACUGAACGAUGCCACUCACGGUCGGAACAGCACCUUCUCUCACUGCCCUGCCCAGUGCCUGCUUCCAACAGGCCUCACUCGUGAGCCCCACACUGGAAGCCGGGGGGCUGGAGAGUGGACUGCCAUCCCACAAAGAGCCCCGCAAAAUGCCACUGAGGGCAGGAAGGGAACAGCAAAGAGGGAGAAGCAAAGGGCACGGCUGAAAGGUCUCUGAAGAGCAUCAUGUCUUCCUCCAAUGGGUCUGCCAUUCCUCCAGUGUUCCUCUUGACAGGCUUCCCUGGGCUGGAACAUUCCCACAUCUGGAUCUCCAUCCCCAUCUGCUCCAUGUACCUCACAGCCAUCGCAGGCAACUGUACCAUCCUUUUCAUCAUCAAGACAGACCCAACCCUCCAUGAGCCCAUGUACUACUUCCUCUCCAUGCUGGCGCUCUCUGACCUGGGCUUGUCCUCUACCACUUUGCCCACCAUGCUGAGUGUCCUUUGGUUCAACCGUCGUGUGAUUGACUUCAAUGCCUGCCUGGUCCAAAUGUACUUCAUCCACACCUUCUCCAUCAUUGAGUCUGGCAUUCUCCUCUCCAUGGCCUUUGAUCGCUUGGUGGCCAUCCGGAACCCUCUAAGGUACACAACUAUCUUGACCAAUGACACCAUCAUCAAGAUUGGGGUGGGGGUUACCCUCAGGGCUGCCCUCCUUGUCCUUCCAACCUGCAUCCUCCUGAAGAGGCUGCAAUAUGGAGGCAUAAAUGUGCUCUCAUAUUCAUUCUGCUUGCACCAGGAUAUUCUGAAGGUGGUGCGUUCAGACAACAGAUUGAGCAGCAUCUAUGGCUUGAUGGUGGUCAUCUCUUCCAUGGCUCUUGACUCUGUGUUGCUCGUUUUUUCUUACAUCAUGAUCCUCAAAACUGUGCUGAGCAUUGCCUCCAGGGUAGAGCGCCUCCGGGCCCUGAACACAUGCAUUUCCCACAUCUGUGCUGUCCUCACCUUCUACAUCCCAAUGAUUGGCCUCUCCAUGAUCCACCGAUAUGGGAAAAAUGCUCCCCCUGUGGUUCACAUCCUCAUGGCUAACGUCUACCUUUUGGUGCCUCCUCUGAUGAACCCCAUCGUGUACAGUGUAAAAACCAAGCAAAUUCGAACAAGGAUAGUUAGAAGGUUCUUGAGGAGUAAAGAUUCCAGUGGAGCCUCUUAGAAUCUUCAUACAGACCAAUAAAGUUAUGAGAAUUGGGCUGUCUAUCUCUCAGUUGAGAAUCAUCUCAAAACACACCACUCCUGAAUCCAAGCAAAUGCAAGGAGAGAGGUCCCACUCUUUAUCCAAUGUUCCAGUUCCUCAUUUGUGGAGAGUCAAUCUCAUCCCAAGCCUCUGUGGGCUCUGGAGCUGGGGCAGCUUCCACUCUUGGCUGUCCAAGACCACAUCCUUUGACUGGUUGCACCAAAGGGAGAUCAGGAUAGAGGUGUGGCUCAGGACCCUUUGGGGUGGUGGUUGGUGGGGUUGGAGAAUGUCCUCUGCUUUGCUCAGCUUUUUUCUAGAACACUUAUUUAUUUGGGAGUUUAAAUACGGAAAAGAGGCCCAACAGAUCUCCCAAGGAGCUCUAGGUUCAUGGCAGGUACAAAAAUCACCCAGAAACAGAGUCUCAGUUGAAGAUAUAAAAUCCUUUUCCAUACUAGAGGUCCUUAACUACAAAUCUCAAUGGUCUUGUGGUCUCUCAGAUACUCUCAAGAUGAAUCAGUUUCAGUCACCAGUUCACAUGGGAAGAAUCAGAGUGCAGAUGGACACUGAUGGGUCCAUGCUCUGAGCAUUAAUACCUUUUCUCUCCUUUCCAACUCUAUAAGGAAUAACCAACUUCUGGCCAGCACCCUGGCUUACCCUUCCCUCUCAUGGAUGGUGGAGCAGAUUACAAGCCUAAACCUCCGGUUUAGUGUGAUGUCCGAAUGCGGCCUUGAAAUUGCACACCAAACUAGGUUAACUGCUUAACCUAAAUUAAGCAGCUGAUUAACCAAGUUGCCCUUAAGGGCUCUGAGCUGGGCUAUCAAACUACCAUUAAAUCAAUCUCUCUCUAUAAAAGCCUUGGGUGGUACAUGGCAAGCCCCACCCUCGCCCUGCCCUCACAGUGCUAAACUAAUCAGGGCUCUGCGGGAGCAUGCAUGUUCUCUCUUGCUCGCGCACACGCUCGCUGGAAAACCCACUCCCAGCGGCCACCAUGUUGGAGCCGAGGCAGCGGUGUUCCAAGGGGCCUGCUGAGGAGGUGGAGGCGGAGGAGGCAGCUGUAGUGCCCCGCCAGUCCAGUGCCAGUACCCACAGCAUGGCCAGCCCCCACGAGGGCAUCUUGGCAUCGCCACCGGCUGGCCCGAGUGCAAAGGAGCACAGGCAAGGACAAGAAAGAAAGCAAAGAGGAGAAGGAAGGAGGUGGAGCAGGAGCAGGGCUCAGCCGAGGGUGGUGAGGUCUCUGGGGUGGGGAGUGAGGAGAGCAAUCGACUAGUGUGCAGAAGCUCUGCACCAGUCAAGCUAGAAAUAUUCCUAUAAUCUCUUUCAUAAUCCUACAUCUCUCCUCACCCUGACUUUCAAGGGCCUGGGAGAACUCACCAGACCGCUAGCGUAGCGCUAUGAAACUUUCCAAGGCUCGGGACCCUCACUUGGGAAAAAUCCACAGCCUGGUGCCCUGCCCUUUGCCAGACAGGGCACUCUCCAAGGUUGCCAAAUAGCUCAACUUUCCCUCCCUCCACACCCUCUGGUUUCUGAACCUAAGGAUCCAUGGAUCCAAGCUCCUAGAGCACCGUGUACCCCCAGCGCCAUCCAUUCCCACAGUGCACCGCAAAUGGAGGGGUGGGGUGUGUGGGGGCAGAAUAUGUCCUCCGCUGCUGCUGCAACCAACCACCUAAACCGCGCAUGGCCCUCCCCGCCAAGUCUUAGGGGUGAACUGUUCAUUUGCAUUUGGAAAGAAACACACUGGUUUAUUUCAGACUCCUUUUGACUGUAUUUAACAGCAGUGCUCUGGAAGCCUUUUACUCUGCACAGUGGGAACAGGUGUUUGGAUUCUCUGAUCCCGCUGAUGCCACAGCUGUGGGCGAGUGAUGAAUCCCUGCCACCAUCCAAGGUUUCAAGAGAGGUGCACCUUCCCAACACCACGCACCUGACUGCCUUGGCGGUGGGCCGAUGCUCCCAGGCCUGUCUUGCCAAGGCUGCUCUCACUGCCCAUGCCUACCUGCUGCAGUCAACUCUCCUCAGGACCUCCUCUGACCUUCUGGGUGUGUGGGUGGCUCCAUGGGGUCUUCCAGCAUGGCCUCUUCCAUGUCUCUGGGCCGGCUCGACAGCUGUCCUGGAGCCCGCAAUCAGCCUGUCGAAUCUCCUAGAGACCGCAAAGAACCUUGCUGCCUCCUCACUCAUUGAGUGCUCAUAGGGAGGAUCAAGGAGGGGGGUGAGCAUGCCAAAGGGUGGUCUCGGAGCCCCCAGGCUCUACAUCUGUGCCCUAUUCUUGAAGCAGGACUAGCCCCUCAUCCCACCACCCUGCACUGAAGUGAAUAAGCAACCUUCUUCACAUUGUGAGGCACCUGCAUAGUGAGGACCAUGGGAGGUGUGGCGGCACUGGCGGGGUGGUGGUGGUGAUGGGGGACUCCUGCCCCCUCAUAACACCCCUGCUCAGUUACUCCCAGCUGUAGAAUUUACUAGCGAGAGGGUCUUGGAAGUUCAAUGUGCAGGAAUUCAGCCAUCUCACAUAAGCAUAAACCUAAACCUGGAGGCCUUUUGAAUGGAUUGCACAAAACUAAGUAAUGUUAAUAUGUACGCUGCAGGGAGAGCCCAGCAAUGCCAAGCUGUGCCCUCUGCUUUUAACAGCAACAAAAUCUUCCAUGCAGCAUCCAGAGACAAGUGCCCUUGCUGGGGGUGCAUUGGCACCCCAUGGCUGCCACCUUCCAUUUGCCCAGGACACUGACAAUGGGAAUUGUGGCAGGUGCACACCUUUUGUGCAGGUACCACCUUUCCUAUGCAUGGCGCCAGUGUUGGGGAUGCGUGUGACCACAGCACAGGUUGUCUGGUGAGGGGCAUCACUGUGUAAGGGAAAGACAGACAGACAGACAGACACACACACACACACCCUACUUCACAAGGGGCACUGCAAUCCCGAAGAAGGUGUCCUGUUGGUGCGCAGCGUUUUGUUGCUAUGCAGCAAUGUGUUCUGCAGACCAGUGUUUCUGCACAGACAGACAGUUAAAUAGUGUGACAUGUAUAGUGGUGGGUGGGACUGCCUCCCCACUUUCACCACCCCCAUCUUUCUCUCCUAUAUCUGUAGGAGAGUACCCAGUUCCCACUGAAAGUGGCAAAAAGCUAUUGAAAGUGGCAGAAAACCCAAAAGGGUAAUCUCUCUUUAAAUACUCUGAACAGAAUUGGGAAGAGAAAGGAGGAUGGAGGGGGUGUGGUGCUUGCUUUCACCGAGAGGUGGCCAUCGAGAGCUGUGGUGUACAUAGAGCUACCAUGCUCCUGGGUGGGUCUGGGCUGCCUUCUCUGUUAUUACAGUUCCAAAAGCAGCACAAAAUUGCAGUUAUGGCAGCGUGCACGUUCAGAAACUGCAUUCAGGUUUGGCUGCCACUGCCAAACCUCAAGUUGGAGUGGUGAAAUGUACUACAAACCAAAGGUUCAAACUGGAGUUUAGUGAGGCAACCCGCAGGUCACUUUUGCCUCAAACCCACAGUUGCACUCAUUGGGAUGUAACGGAGUUCCAACCUCUGCCCCAUUUCCUUCCGGUUUCAUGUGAUGUGCAAAUGCAGCCAUAUGGUCUCAUCUGGUCUGGUCCUGUUAUUGUUCCAUUUUGGCUUGAAAUCCACAAAAUUGUCGAUAUUACUGUACAGCAAACCUCAGUUAAAGGUGUCCACGCCCUUUUGGGUUAUUAUAUCCCUAAUACAUGGAAUUUAUCACUGCAUCAAGAACUGCUGAUUCUUCAAACAUGGGGAGCUGUUAAUGGGAUUUAUUAUGCAACAUUGGGAGGACAAAUGCACUUCUGACCAACAACUUCAAAUAAGUCUUUCCACAUCUGAACUGGUCUUUUCCCAGUAGAAUGCUAAAGAAGAGGAGUUUGUAGCAACUGAUGGUGCCUUAAGAAACCAUCCUUAGAAGAAUUUCUUAUAAGAAAUGGAUACAAGAGGAUUGUCUUCGUUGAAGGCCUUCAGGAGAGCCAUAAAGACCCGUCUUUUUAGCCUGGCUUUUAAUUAUAUUUAGUUUUAAUGUUAUCUAGUUUUAAUUAUCAUUUUAGUCUGCUUUUAAUUGGUUUAUGAUUUUAAUUGUUAAUUGGUUGGGUUUUUGUUUUUUGCUUUAAAAAAAUGUAAACUGAACUGAACCAUCUUUAAAAAAUGGAAACUGAACAUACACCCAUCUUGGAAGGGUGGUAUAUAAAACAAACAAACAAAUAAAUAAAUAUUUU